AUGUUUGUCUCUACUGCUGCUCUUCUUGGCCUUGUCGGCGCCGCUGCUGCCUCUCCCCUCAACAUCGUCCCCAACUACCCUCCCGUCAAGCAGUCCACUGGCUUCCGCCUCGUCGUCAACGUCACCGACAAGGCUCUCGACUUCUCGCCCUCCGUCCAGGGCCUUUAUGUCAACAGCAUCCACGUCGGUGCUGGGCUGAACGAGGUUGGCAUUGGCUCUAAGAGCGACAACCACGGCAUCUUCUACCAGAACGGCACUGCUGCCGAAGGCCGCUUCAACGGCGUCACCACCAUCACCGACCAGGGCACUCCCCUCUCUCCCUACGGCAUCUCUCUGACUCUGGAUCCCGACUCCAAGACUCUCUCUUCCGCCUAUGCCAACGGCGGCCUUGGCACCAAGGGCGUUCAGAUCUCCCAGUUCCCCGAGGGCUUCCGCUACCUCGGACCUGAGACCUAUGUCAUCUGCAACGUGCCCCUUGCCUACUACCAGGGCACCAAGUUCAACGUCGUGAAGCAGGCCGCCACCACCAUCAGCUCUACCGGUCAGGUCGAGCGCAACAUCCCCGAGGGCUGUGUUCCCAUCCGCCUGCUCCCCGAGUGCGCCACCCUCGAGGACCUCCCUGCCGGCUCCUACUCCAGCCACGAGUUUGCCAUCAACUCUGACUGCUACGCCGACGUCGCUUCCAUCAACUGGAGCCUCUACGGACCUUAG
Messenger RNA from Trichoderma harzianum CBS 226.95, 711 nucleotides. RefSeq lists its product as hypothetical. The transcript has a single exon. The record is from RefSeq and is a predicted model, not a curated record. The coding region runs from base 1 to 711 and encodes 236 amino acids. NCBI's taxonomy places the organism in Eukaryota, Fungi, Ascomycota, Sordariomycetes, Hypocreales, Hypocreaceae.